Molecule: messenger RNA, 1557 nt
Organism: Scedosporium apiospermum
Lineage: Eukaryota; Fungi; Ascomycota; Sordariomycetes; Microascales; Microascaceae
Exons: 7
Coding region: 1-1557 (518 amino acids)
Biological process (GO): intracellular signal transduction; peptidyl-serine phosphorylation
Molecular function (GO): ATP binding; protein serine/threonine kinase activity
Source: RefSeq, a predicted model, not a curated record
AUGGGAAACAGCCAGGGGAAACCCAUCGACCUCGAUGGCGAAGUAAACCUGAAUCAUUUCCGGCUGCUUAGGGUAGUCGGUCGUGGUGCCUUUGGCAAAGUACGGAUUGUCGAACGGAAAGACACGGGGUUGUCGUUUGCUCUAAAAUACAUUCGCAAAGAUGACGUCGUACGUUCCGAAAGUGUGCGCAAUAUCAUUCGUGAGCGACGCAUGCUCGAGCAUGUAAACCAUCCCUUCAUUUGCAACUUGCGAUAUAGUUUUCAGGAUAUAGAGUACAUGUAUCUGGUGGUCGACUUAAUGAGCGGUGGAGAUCUACGGUUCCACAUAUCACGCAAGACAUUCACAGAGGAAGCCGUAAGGUUCUGGAUCGCAGAAUUAGGAUGUGCCCUACGAUAUGUCCAUGGCCAAGGCAUUAUCCACCGAGAUGUGAAGCCCGACAAUGUUCUCCUAGACGCCGAUGGCCAUGUACAUCUGACAGACUUUAACGUUGCCUCCGACGUUGUUCCAGGACGGACCUUGACUAGCAAGUCCGGCACCCUCGCAUACCUCGCGCCGGAAGUCUAUGCCGGGAAGGGCUAUGAUAUUCGGGCAGACUGGUGGUCCUUGGGAGUUUUGUUCUACGAAUGCAUAUAUAACAAGCGUCCGUUCGAUGGCAAUUCUGAAUCGACUCUCAGUGCACAAAUCCUCGCCGGAAAGCCGAAAUUCCCAGUUACACAACCGCCAGUCUCCGUUCCCUGUCUGUUUGCUAUGACCGCCGCCCUGGAACACGAUCGAGAUAAGCGGCUUGGCGCGACAUGGGAAAGCUUCACCGAACAUGAAUUCUUCAGGCUCAUAGACUUCGAGGAUCUAGAAAAUAAGAAGGUGGAGCCAGUAUUUGUUCCGUCAUCCGAGAAAACCAACUUCGACGCUACAUACGACCUGGAGGAGUUACUGUUGGAAGAGGCGCCUCUGGAAGCGAGAGCCCGCCGCCAGAAGCCCCGUGAGCGUCUAAAGGAGGAUGCGACUGACAAGGAGAUUCGCGAGGACGAGCUUUAUCGCAUGAUCGAGACAGACUUCAAAAACUUUGAUUACACAGUAGCGGCGUAUAAGAAGAUGACGUCGCAAUCUCCAGACGAACAGACGAAUGAGGAUGCAGCCGUUCUUGUUAACCAAGGCGAACCUAUGGCACUUACCACAGACAAGGCCACUUCCGUGACGGUAGUGAAGCCGAACGGAGAUCAUCACCAGAGGAUGUCCCCACCUCCCGGCCUGCCUCUCCGCCCACCGCCGCUCGCAGGGCCCAUGAAAGAUCUCCAGCCCUCGUCGGCCCAUAUCAAGCGUGUAACCAGCCCAACCGGCGGUGUCCAGGUUACUCUAGACGGCAAGGGCAGCUGGUCUGAUCUUGCGAGGCAAGAUGCGACAUUACCCACGGAUGCCAACUGCGUCGAUAACAUGAAGCAAGAAACUAACGGAGGAGUGUUCGGUUUCCUCAGCAGGAAGAAGGGAAGAUCCAACAGCCCGAAGCCGAAGGAACGAGGCGUAUUGGGCAAAGAGGGUGCGCGUGUCGUAAUCGGUUAG